AUGCAGGCCGUCCCCGAGUCGCGACAGCAAACCUUUGAGGAGAUCUACGGGCCGCCGGAGAACUUUCUCGAGAUCGAGGUCCGCAACCCCCAAACCCACGGCACAUCCCGCAACAUGUACACCUCGUACGAGAUCGUGUGCCGCACCAACAUCCCAGCCUUCAAGCUGAAGCACUCGGUCGUGCGCCGCCGGUACUCCGACUUUGAGUAUUUCCGCGACAUCCUCGAGCGCGAGAGCACGCGCGUCACGAUCCCGCCGCUGCCGGGGAAGGUGUUUACCAACCGGUUCAGCGACGAUGUGAUCGAGCACCGGCGCGAGGGCCUGCAGCGGUUCUUGCAGAUUGUCGCCGGGCAUCCGCUGCUGCAGACGGGGAGUAAGGUGUUGGCGAGUUUUAUACAGGAUCCGAACUGGGAUCGCAAUGCGUGGUAG
Molecule: messenger RNA, 429 nt
Organism: Aspergillus terreus NIH2624
Lineage: Eukaryota; Fungi; Ascomycota; Eurotiomycetes; Eurotiales; Aspergillaceae
Product: sorting nexin-3
Exons: 3
Coding region: 1-429 (142 amino acids)
Biological process (GO): endocytic recycling; late endosome to Golgi transport
Cellular component (GO): retromer complex; early endosome membrane
Molecular function (GO): phosphatidylinositol-3-phosphate binding
Source: RefSeq, a predicted model, not a curated record